This is a messenger RNA of Toxotes jaculatrix (banded archerfish), 3682 nucleotides long. RefSeq names its product monoacylglycerol lipase ABHD2-like. Gene Ontology annotation, cellular component: sperm plasma membrane; sperm flagellum. Gene Ontology annotation, molecular function: monoacylglycerol lipase activity; acetylesterase activity. NCBI's taxonomy places the organism in Eukaryota, Metazoa, Chordata, Actinopteri, Toxotidae. Gene Ontology annotation, biological process: sperm capacitation; medium-chain fatty acid biosynthetic process; steroid hormone receptor signaling pathway. The transcript has 11 exons. Bases 254 to 1570 code for a protein of 438 amino acids. The record is from RefSeq and is a predicted model, not a curated record.
GUACCCUGAGUUCCGUGCGGGUCAGUCAGCGCCUCUGUUGUGUGCGGACGGUGGCCAGAGACGGAGCUCAACUCUAGGUGGAUCCGACUGACAUAAAAAACAUGAUGCACUGAGUGAGCAUCAUUAGACUCUGGGUUAAACAAGGAGGAACUGAAACCACGUCUCUUUCUUCAAAAUCAGAAAGACAGGAAGGAGCUGUUGUCAGGUAGAAACCUCCAAAAACAGUAGUAGAUGGUCUUCUCCCAUAUCUACAAUGGCGACGCUCAGUGAUGAUGACGUGCACACGUUUGGCUCGGAGCUGCCUGCCAUGUUUGAUGGCAUGAAACUGGCAGCAGUGGCAACGGUCCUGUACGUCAUUGUCCGCUGUCUGAACCUGAAGAGUCCUACAGCUCCUCCUGAGGUCACCUACCAGGACACACCGCUCAGCCGCUACCUGCUCAAAUCCUGCCCGAUGCUGACCAAAGAAUACAUUCCUCCGUUGCUGUGGGGGAAGAGCGGCCACAUCCAGACAGUCCUGUAUGGCAAGAUGGGACGUGUCAACACUCCAACACCCUGCGGGGUCCGCAAGUUCCUCCCUAUGCCAGAUGGAGCCACAGCGACCUUUGACCUCUUUGAACCACUUGGAGACCACAGCACAGGAGAUGAUAUUACCAUGGUAAUCUGCCCUGGGAUCGGUAACCAUAGCGAGAAGAACUACAUUCGGACCUUUGUGGAUUACUCCCAGCGGCAGGGUUACCGCUGUGCCGUCCUCAACCACCUGGGAGCCCUGCCCAACAUGGAGCUCACCUCGCCGCGCAUGUUCACCUACGGUUGUACCUGGGAGUUUGCGGCCAUGGUGGGCUACAUCAAACGGGCCUUCCCCCAGACGCUGCUGGUGGUUGUGGGCUUCAGUCUUGGGGGAAACAUCGUCUGUAAGUUCCUGGGUGAGAACCGAUCAAACCAAGACCGAGUGCUGUGCUGUGUCAGCGUCUGUCAGGGGUACAGCGCCCUCAGGGCUCAGGAAACAUUCCUUCAGUGGGACCAGUGCCGGAGGCUCUACAACUUUGUGUUAGCAGACAACAUGAAGAAGCUCAUCCUGUCGCACAGGAACAGUUUGCUGGACAUGAGCCCCAGCAACAUUGGCGAUGCAGACCUGAGCAGACUGUGUGCCGCCACAUCUCUGAUGCAGAUUGAUGACAGUAUUAUGAGAAAAUUCCACGGAUACAGCUCCUUGAAGGAGUACUACGAGAAGGAGAGCUGUGUGCACUACAUCCACAAAGUCACUGUGCCUCUCUUCCUGGUAAACUCCUCAGACGACCCGCUAGUUCAUCAGUCACUACUGGCUAUUCCACGCACACUCACAGAGAAGAUGCCCAAUGUGAUAUUUGCUCUGACCCAACAUGGAGGCCACAUGGGCUUCUUCGAGGGAGCCGUGCUGUUCCCUCAACCCCUCACCUGGAUGGACAAGGUCAUAGUCGAGUACACCGACGCCAUCUGCCACUGGGUGAAGAACAGGCCAGCCUGUCGGAGGAGCAAAAACCAGGACAUAAACUCCUGCCUGCAGAGCACAAGGGUAACACUCAGUGGGUAACGUAUUUUACAUACAUCACGUGCUUGGAGACAAAACAACAGACGCACAGGUACACAUCAGCCCUUUAUGUUUGCUCUACUUUGCUACUAAUGCCUUCACAGUUAAUUAAGUACUUCUGGGAAAUGUAGGAAAUCACCAGAUGGAUUAGACAAAGCAGGCUGAGUGAAAGUGGCUAAAAAAAAAAAAAAAGAGAUUAAAACUUACUGUAACAAUCAAACCUGUGAGUGCAAUCUGACCCCACACUGAAUUGUUCCUUCCUCCGAUGCAACAAUAGUUUGCCCUCUGCUGGUUUGUUGGCUGCUGUUGCUUCUUGAAUUGCUUGGAGGAGCCGCUGUUUUAGACAACCAGUCUUAAGCCUGAAAUCUUAACUGAUGCCCCACAUCAGACAUGUUUAUCUGCAUAUCAUGGUUAUCUAUUUAAAAAAAUCUUUCGGAAUUUAAGUUGCAAAGUUCACGACCAGACUUAAGUGCCUUUAUAUAAACGUGAAUCUGUAACAGAUUUGAGUUUUGGCUUCUCGUGAAUCAUUGACCUGCCUCUGAUGCAGUAUGACAUGAUUCAUUGUUUACAGUGGUGAUUUCCAGCUGCCGUUAAAGCUCAGAAUGACAUCUGUUGUGUUCAAACUGUGGUUUUAAUUUCCUUGAACUGUAUUAUAAAAGAUCUUUGGUACAAUCUUGCUUGUUUCCACUGAGAGAAUUCUGCUGGUGUACUGCAAGAGCUUCCUGUUAAAUAACAGCCGCUUUGGUUUAUUUAUAUAUUUUGAGGCAUGAUUUUGCUCAUUUUGACACAUCAGUCUCGUUUUUUAAAGAGGUGUAGGAGUUUUAAAAACAAAAACUCAGACAGAAACGGUCGUUAUUUUUAUUGAAUAAAGCUUUUCUAACAGUCAGUUCUUUGUUGUUGAUUAGAAACAUGGGGUUUUUAUACAAACUACCUUUAACAAUGUGCUCCGAACACUGUAUCUCUCAAGGUCAGUUUGACCCAUUCCAUGAAUUUCCCGACAGAAUCCAAAAACAAGUAGAAAACAGCAGCUGUUACAGCGAUGUCUCCUGCCAUAGAAUAAAUGCUGCUGUUUACAUGGAUUAGUAAAUGUCCUUUGAUACGUGUACAAACCAGUGCAGAAGAUUCUUGGAUAUUUUCAGGACAGAACUGCAUCAAACUGUGUUUACAAAUAUGACAGCAGAAAAGAGAGUGCAACUGGGACAUAAACAGUAAGUGCAUAAAAUGAGAAAUCCAGUGUUUAUGCACUUACCAAACAAAUGGACCAAAGCACUUCUCACUUUUCAGUAAAAAGAAGGUUAAUUUUGUAAUUUUGCAACUUAACUUUGUCAUUUUUAAUGAUUCUGCUGCAUUUGGCCUCACGCCUAUUAAAGUCACAUGGCUCAAAUACAGUGGAGAUCUUAUGUUAGACAACACUUUAAACAAAGGCUAAUUGCUAAGUUCAUAAGCUGCUUAUUGCUACAUACCAGAUGGGUGGAGUUUGCCAUGUAAAACAAUUAAAUAAUAAAUAAAGUACAUAACAAAUAUAGUGAAUGGAGCAGAAAAGAUCAUGAAAAUUUUCCUUUCGUGAAAACAGAAAACUACCACACCAAACUUACGUCUGUGUCUCAUGAUAUUUCUAUGAGCAAUGUACUGACAAAGAUUUCAGGCAAAUAUUUUUUAUAUGCAAUUCUUUUUGUUUUCUGGCCUUUUUUCAUUAGCAUUUUGAAGAAGGGCCUAUGACGUGUCUGUUUUGAUAAUAAUCAGUGAGUAACAUCCUGUCAGACAUUGUUUAAAAGUGUAAACGUGGUCGACUCCACCCAAAUGAAUGCGUGACUUAUUAAUCAACAUUUCAGCCAUCUGAUUUAAUACAGCAAUUCUCUAGCUGCCCUUUGGAGCAGAAUCCAGACUUCAACAGCACCAGUACUCCGUCUGUAUGUGCAAUAUGUCCUGACCAGCAUGUGGACUUGCCUGCACUUUACUGUCAUUACAGUUCCUAUUGUACUGUAUGACAAUAUUGUAUGUAUGAGCAUAUGGGUGUAACAUGUACAGUCUGAUCAUAAUGUGUUUUGUUCUGAUGUGGCAUGCAGCCUUGAGUCAUAUUUGAACUCAUCCAUUAAAAAUUAUUUUUCACAAACA